AUGAGCGACCUGCAGCGAGCAUGGGCCAAAGCCAAGUUCGGCAUAUCUAACGAUUCCUUUGACGAGCUUGAGGAGCAGCAAGAGAAUGAUAUGCUCCCUGAGCUGCCAGAGCCUGUUGACGAUGACUCUUCCUCAGCCUCGUCGGCAUCGUCCGUCUCCUCGACAGGAACUAUCAUACCAUCACCCAACCAGAAGCUGUUUGCUCGUCCUCAAGGAGUCGCCCGCGGCAGGACCCUGGAGCAGAUUCCUUGGACAACCUACUUUGAGCGCGAGUUGACCUUGAAGUCAGAGCAAGAUCCGGAAGUAGUAUAUCAUGCUUAUCUCACCUCGCCGGUGGGUAAGGGGCCAUUGUUUGUGAUGCAUCAUGGAGCAGGAUCUUCCGGGCUAUCGUUUGCUGUUAUGGCUUCUGAGAUACGGAAGCGUUUGUCGACUGCCGGUAUCCUGGCCAUCGACUGUAGAGGCCAUGGGUCAACUUAUGCACCUGGAGACAAGGCACUGGACAUGAGCUUAGAAACACUAUCGUCGGACCUUUUCAAUGUUGUACAGCUUACAAAGACUGAGAUGGCGUGGUCAGAGAUGCCCCCGAUAGUGCUCGUGGGACACUCCUUAGGCGGAGCUGUGGUAACAGAUCUGGCCAAGUCAGGCAAACUGGGAACAUCAGUCUUGUGCUAUGCGGUGCUGGAUGUUGUCGAAGGCUCUGCCAUCGAUGCCUUACAAAGUAUGCAAACUUAUUUAUCUACGAGACCACUGGGCUUCGCGACGCUGCAGGCAGGCAUCGAAUGGCACAUCCGCUCGCGAACGAUACGCAAUUCCAUAUCUGCUCGAACUUCCGUUCCUGCACUGUUAGUAUUUGACGAGAACGAUGACCCGACGAGGCCGUGGAAAUGGCGGACUAACUUGGGCGCGACUCAGCCUUACUGGGAAGACUGGUUCGUGGGUUUGAGCAAGAAAUUUUUGGGGGCUAGAGGAGGAAAGCUGCUACUGCUCGCUGGGACAGACAGACUGGACACCGAGUUGACCAUUGGCCAGAUGCAGGGGAAGUAUGCGUUGCAAGUUUUCCCAGAGGCCGGGCACUUCAUUCACGAAGACUUGCCGGAGAAGACUGCCAUAUCGCUAGUCGACUUCUUCCGCAGAAACGAUCGGAGCGCUCUCGUACUUCCCCCGAAAGUCUCAGAGCUUCUCAAGCAGGGCAAGAGAGUGUGA
Fusarium sp. VM40 is the source of this 1203-nucleotide messenger RNA. The record is from the annotation of a GenBank genome assembly. Lineage: Eukaryota; Fungi; Ascomycota; Sordariomycetes; Hypocreales; Nectriaceae.